This is a messenger RNA of Phragmites australis (common reed), 1086 nucleotides long. RefSeq lists its product as uncharacterized. The record is from RefSeq and is a predicted model, not a curated record. The transcript has 3 exons. Bases 1 to 786 code for a protein of 261 amino acids. Lineage: Eukaryota; Viridiplantae; Streptophyta; Magnoliopsida; Poales; Poaceae.
AUGGAAAAUCAUUUGCUUUCUUUUCCCAUUGCUAGUAGUAGCUGGAGCAGCAGUACAAUGUCUAAAUCUGAUUCUGAGAAAGAUCUUACAAUGUCUGAAUCUGAUUCUGAGGAAGAAGAAGAUGAUGAAAUGAUGAUGCUUGAGGAUUCAAAGUUGAGGAGGUAUGAAAACAAAAGCUUCCCAUUGUUUAAUGCACUGGACCUGUUAUAUGAAGGAAAGCAUUGCUUCACUUCUAGUAAACCUCAGCAUGCUGGAAGUAAACGGUCCGGAGGCACAGAAAAGACGCUCUUAGAUUUCACUAAGAAACGUCCAUGGGACGCUGCAAUCAAUGUAGGAGCUCAUGAUGGUGAAGAAUCGAUUUAUCGAACAAGAAUGGAUGACUUGAGUAUGCAAGAUUUGGAGAGUGAGUCUUUACAAUCUCAAGGGCAAGAGAAACAAUCUCUGCAAGAUUUGGAGAUUGAGCAGCAUGUACAUGGUAAAGGACGUAACAAAAGGGCCUUUCAUCAAAGGAUGGAAGACUUUGGAGGGAAAGGUGCAGAGAUGGAAGAUGACCAUGAUGAACCCAUUGAUCUUUCAGAUGAAGAUGACCAUGCUACUUCAAGAUCUGGGACUGCUGGAUCAAAUAGAGGAAGAAUGAAGAAAAAUUCUAAUACAAAGUCAGUGCCACCUAUUGAAGAAACAAUGUCAGAAUUUCUGAGUUUCAGGAAAGAGCAAGCUAGUGCCAAAAGACAUAGUAAAGGCAACAAAGAGAGCAAGAAAGAGAUCACUCGAUUACAAGAUGCUUAGAGGUGUUAGAUGAGAUGGAUGAUGUGUCAGACGAUACAAAGAUCCUGGCUUCUGAUGUCUUUAAGGAUGCUAUGAACCGUGAGAUUUUUCUAGGAUAUGCUCCAAGGCUUCAUGGUUUGUGGCUAAAGAAAGAAGUUGAUAAGCUUGGAGCUCAAUUACCUAAAUGUAAGUCCAUUGAACUCAAUUGCAUUUCGCUAACUUUGUUCAUUUAUGUUUAGUUCCUGUACUGAUCUGUAGUAGUUGGCAAUGGUGAGUGCUAAUGAAUUUCCUUUCACAUUAGGCUAAAGAAAGUGAACUGUU